Messenger RNA from Linum trigynum, 975 nucleotides. The record is from the annotation of a GenBank genome assembly. Lineage: Eukaryota; Viridiplantae; Streptophyta; Magnoliopsida; Malpighiales; Linaceae.
AUGAUUCUGUUGCAGUCGCAUUCUAGAAUUCUCAUCGAGACCUUGUCGAACCGGGUCCAGAAUCUUGACAAGGCGGUUGAGCUCGAUUACAACUGGGUUGAAUUCGGAGAUAUUCGGUACCAUGUUCAGGUGUCAGCAAAGAACCCCAACGUUCUGCUUCUGUCUGUGUCGCUGCCUGUCCCACCUCCAGAAACCGUGUUCGUGGGGGGACUCCCUUAUGGAGCCAUAGAAGCUGUCAAAUCCGCGUAUGGGUCGGUUGUACAGAUUCUUGACCCUCCCAGGGACGGCUUUAACCUCACUUUGAAAAUCAAUUUGGCUAAACUCCCUACUGAUGAAGAGCGCAAGCAAGCUCUUUUGAUGAAGAUCGCAUCUGUGAGGGAAGUCGUACUAGGUGCUCCACUGAGUGUUGUUCUGAAACAUCUUUUGUCAAGGACUGUUGCUCCUGGUUUAGAUGGGCUUCUGGCCCUUGUUCAUCGCCCUAAUGAGUCAUUUUUCCUUUUUCCUCAGGCUGAAAGGGUGACGGUGGUAUAUCCUAUGAGAUUCAGCGACUCUGUAGAUACUACAUAUGCAGCUUCCUUCCUACAGGAAUUUGUGGAAACAAGGCGUACUGCUGGACUUACUAGUGCCCCUGUGUGUUCCUGGUCUCCUGACCCUCCCCCUGAAUUGAAAGAAGCUUCUGCUGAACCAUUAUCUGCAAAUGCUGGAUUUGUAUCCUUUGUUAUUUAUCCCCGUCAUGUGGAGGGCGGCAAGCUGGACCGGACAGUAUGGAAUCUGUCAACAUUUUAUGCAUAUGUUAGUUAUCAUGUUAAGUGCACAGAGGCUUUCAUGCAUACUCGAAUGCGGAGGCGUGUGGAGGGUAUGAUACAGGCCCUGGAUCAAGCAAAACCAGAGUCGGAGGAGAAAACAAAAUCUCCGAACAAUCGAUCCUUGAAAAGGCUGAGCAUCAAAGAAGGCCGAACAAAUUCAAAGUCGUAA